AUGGAACGAAGGAGAAUCAUUUUCCGAAUAUUAGCAUGUGAUUGGGCCAUAUUCGACUUUUAAGUCAAUAAAAAUAAAAUACAUAGUCAAUAUCCGUAUAAUGGCCGAAAUGAUUAAUAAAGAAGUGUUUUUAUAUUGAUUUUGACUUACAAGGGCAUAUAUGGCUACUUGCUUAGCGUGAAUGAGAUAAAUGUGAGCGUUGCCUAGUCCGUAACCCCACAAGAUUACUAGAUCCCUCUGUAAGGAUUUGGGCUUCCUGUUUCAAAAUACUUGAUGCCGACUGAUUUCGACUCUAGCAAUGGCACAUUCACAUAUUACAUAUGAAACUCCUGAAGAUGACCUGAUUGAAUCCAUUAGAGCCUUAGGAAAAGAAGUACAACUUACAACGUUUAAAACCAACCAGCAAGACUGCAAACCGGAAACAAGAACGCUGGGGAUAGUGUUUGUUGGUGCAUGUAAUUUCUGGGAUAAAAUAGUGUAUAUUCGGCAUUACUUCAGAGAGAAACCAAGUGUUAGUGAUAGCAAUUGCAUUAUCGGUGUUGAGACGGUAGUAAAAGACGUUUAUUGGAAUCAAGAAGAUCUGACUGUUGAGUUAAACAAGCAAGAUUCUUCAGCCUGUGGAAGUAAACAAAGAUGCAAGGAUAACGAUGAACAAUGUAACAAUAACAAUUUAAAUGAUAAUGCAGGUAAAAUACCAGUUGAAAUGCAUUUAUCUGUCCUUGGUCAACAUCUACCUGAUCGAUUGGCUAGGGUAUAUUUAGAGCGCAGGGAAUCUAAAGUUGGAAUAAUCGGUGCCGUCGUCUUCUGCCCAGCGAGCAACACAACGCUGAGGUCAGCAGUCGAGUGGAAAAAUGUGRUAGAUGAAGCCUUGAGCCCAGCUAAGAAAAUACCUAUUAUUUUACUGAUAGAAAACAUCAAUUCGUCCGUGCAGUGGAUUGGAGAAGGAAACUAUGUGGAGGACGAAGAAGCCAUGAAACACUUUUGUUGUGAGAACGGUUUUGUGAACUGGUUCGAAAUUCUCAAGAGUGAUUGGAAAUUUGGAGAGAAAAAUGUGGUUGGUCGUGCAGUGGAUGCUAUUUUGCUGAAACUUGAACAACGAAGAAAAUGAGUCGAACAACGAAGAAAAUGAGGGGCCUCAUCAGCGAUUCCAUACAUAUACAAUGCGAAACGCAAUCUAGACCCACAUUUGACAUUUAUGUAUGAGUCAAACCCCGGGCAUUUGACUCGACUUUACCUCCGUACAGUGGGGAAUUUGACUCUGUUAGGAGCAGACGGGCGGGCAUUUGACGAGUAGGCGACCAUCUUGGAAAUUAUCGAUUCAGAUGCGAAACCGCWAUUUCGUGACACAAUACGAACUUUUAAGCUUAAGUUAAAAAUAAAAAUAUCUCGGGAACCUAAGCAUUUUAAUAAUAAUAAUACGUAUUAUUUAUAUAGUGCCGAUAUCCUUACAGUUCAAAGGCGCUUCACAUGAUCACGGAUCGCUAUUAGCAGCCACGAGGCUUACAAUCAUUUUUGGGAACAUUCUCGAUCUUUUGUACUUUCACGAUGAGAAAUACAAAAAGCAGCAAAAACACUCCAAAACUAGCGUAAAAAACCUGACUUAUGGGGCGGGCAUUUGACCACUCAUUUGCUUUUACUAGUGGGCAUUUKACUGUCAAUUUUGCCCAUAUGGUGGGGAAUUUGACCAAUUUUUUUCCAAAAAGUCAAAUGCCCGGGGGUUCGCCCCGGGGAGGGGGG
Molecule: messenger RNA, 1737 nt
Organism: Exaiptasia diaphana
Lineage: Eukaryota; Metazoa; Cnidaria; Anthozoa; Actiniaria; Aiptasiidae
Exons: 1
Coding region: 299-1108 (269 amino acids)
Source: RefSeq, a predicted model, not a curated record